Messenger RNA from Stereum hirsutum FP-91666 SS1, 804 nucleotides. RefSeq lists its product as uncharacterized. Lineage: Eukaryota; Fungi; Basidiomycota; Agaricomycetes; Russulales; Stereaceae. Bases 36 to 584 code for a protein of 182 amino acids. The record is from RefSeq and is a predicted model, not a curated record. The transcript has 4 exons.
GAUCCGCAUUUUCCUUUACCAGCUCUACUCAUUCGAUGGUUUUUUUCUUGCUCAUAACCUCAAGCGGCCUUGAGGGCUCCACAUUUUCGUUUACCAGCUUUGCUGAUUCAUGGCGUUUUGGGCUCAAAGGGACAGAACCCGUGCGAGGAGCGACGCUCACCAGGGUCAUGCUGGUUCAGGGUCCCAUCUUAUUGAGAGAUAUCAAUUUAUUCACCACCAACCAUCCCUACUUGUGUAGCAUACCUCUUCUCUGUUUCGGAACCAAGCCUCUCUACGUUUGUACCAGUAAACUCCUGUCUCCGAUCUGGAGAGGCUUCCUCCUCGCAAUUAGGCUCAGGAAACCUAUCAGUAGAGAUAGCUCUCAUGAUCGCAACACCUACGAUCUAUACGCUUAUUACCGCGCCAUGGGUUUCAACUUCUAUAACGACCCGUAUUACUACCGUCCAGGACCUGCUGUGGCGCGCUAUGGAGGCUCAGAGGACAGUAAGGUGUGGACGGUGGAUGAGACGAUUGGGACGUUGAUGGGUGCGGCGAUUGGAGCGUGGGGUGGAUAUAUUCUCGGUAGGCAUUGGACGUUGUGGUGAUGCUCCAGGAUGGAUAUAGGAAUUGACAGGCGACAGAGGAAGACCGUUCGAUUCAGCAGUCAAUGCCGUAGGAAGUAUAUUGAAGUGAAAUGUAUCUAUCUACUUGUCUGCUCUGUCUUUCUCCUGGCCAUCAUUUUUUUUAUCUACUAUCCGUAGAAGUAUGACCGGCAUCCCUCCCGUUAUAUAGACGUUGUAAAUCGCUUUCCGUGUUAUACUGACC